AGAUCUAACAACGACAAACAAAUGCGACACGAUCUCCAAACCAAUUCAAUUCCCUACACCUAGACUCCUGAUAUAAUACAACUCCACGAUACACAGCAUCUCGAUACGCGAUUGCGUCUGUGACACCAAUGCCGCCCUUCAAUAAUAUGAGCGCAUUGCCAUCGCUGCGCAAACAACAGCUCCUUUCAGAAUUCUCUGGACUCAAGCAAGCAUGCCCUGAGGGCAUAUUUGUUAGUCUCACCCCAGGCGAUGCCACGCUCUGGUCUGGUGUUCUCUUCGUUCGCAAAGGCCCCUAUUGCCCUGCUAUACUCAGAUUCCAAAUAUCAUUCCCCGACUCGUAUCCCCAACUCCCACCUCUCGUCGUCUUCUCAACAGACAUGUUCCAUCCUCUCAUCACACCCUUAACAACAUACAUGUACACAACCGACAUUCAAGAAAGCGGCACAGUGAGUGCGUCGGAUCAAGAACGGCUACCACCAGGAGGCUUCAGCUUGCGCCAUGGAUUCCCGGACUGGUUUGGACGAGGACGACGGAGUGUGGUGGAAGCGAAACAAGCGCCUGUAGCGAGUCCUGGUUCGACUAGUAACUCGACAACAUCAGCAGCUCCAUCAUCGGGAACGCCUUCGUAUAUACGCACCGGGAAAAAGAGUGUUUCGGCUUAUGAAGUUCUACACUACAUCCGCAGUGCCUUUGAUACAGAAGAAGUUCUCGACUCGGUACCCCUCGCGGCGGCAGGAAACCCAGGAGCUUGGAACGCAUGGAGAACGUACCGCAAAGCAACGGGGAAGCUGGUGGAAGAUACAACUGCGGAGGAAGAGCAGAAGGAACAAGAGCAAAGCGAGCACAGGCCAGAGAGCGUAAAAUCGGGGUCAUCUACGGCUACACCAAGACGACCUGGAGAAUGGAAUUGGGAUGGAGUCUGGGAGGAUAGAGUCAAGAAGAACGUUUCUGCAAGUUUGUCAGAGCCUGUCCUCUAUGGAGACACCAAGAAUUCAGAUGACCUGAUCAAGUUUCUUGCAAUGGAGGACACUGAUAUCGAUUCGGUGAAGGAGAACCUACGCCGGACACUUGGGCAAGCUACAUAAACUUCAACUUGACUUGCCUUAGGGUCCCUAUCUGUUUUAGUCUCCGGUGUUUUCGACUUCUUUAGAUGCGGCCUUGCAGUUGUGCCUUAGGUAGCUGCUGCUCAAGGGCAUUGUUUUCGACAUCAGGGCAGUAACUCUGCACCUCUUGUCUUAUAGCAUAGCAUGAUCUUCCGUUUUACUAUGUUCGCUCUAAUAGCAAGAGCAACUCUGAUACCCCUAAGAACC
Molecule: messenger RNA, 1310 nt
Organism: Fusarium odoratissimum NRRL 54006
Lineage: Eukaryota; Fungi; Ascomycota; Sordariomycetes; Hypocreales; Nectriaceae
Exons: 4
Coding region: 129-1085 (318 amino acids)
Source: RefSeq, a predicted model, not a curated record